AUGUAACUACAAGAUUUUUAAAAAAGAAAUCGCAUGAUAAUAUUUAUAUCGUUGGUAUUUCAGUCCAGCUGUACGACUGCUCAUAAUCAUAACCAUUUCAAGGAAUGAUUUUGAAUUUUUGCGGGUUUUACAAAUCUGUAGUCGUGAAGUGAAAAUAGAAAAAUGGCGCCAGAAUGUAAAAACAUGCAAUCGCAUAAGCAUGAUUAGGUAACUUGACAGAAAGAAUGCGUUUCAGAGGGAAAAUAGCUGAUAUAGGCUGUAUACAACAUUUUACAAGAAUCAUUGGGACGCUUUCAAAGCUGAUUAAAGUAUGUGUGUUGAGAAUUACCCCAAGUAACUGGUAUUUCAUUUUGUCAGAGAAGUUGGUCAGUGGAGGAGUUCAUAUCUGGUGUGAAUUGCCACAGGGUCAUUUCUUUGAUGAAUAUGCAUUAGAGGGUGUUUCUGAAGAAGCUAAUGAAAUAUUUCUAGAGCUUGCACCUGAAAACUUGACAAGAGCCUUGAAAACUGCCCAGAAUGCCAAGUGGAUUAAAAUCAAGCUAACAAAGAAACACUCUCCUUGUCUCACAUUUGAAGUUGAUCUGCCCACGCUCUCCUCUCACUCCCGGACAGUGGUACAUGACAUCCCGGUGACGGUGAUUCCACGCAGACACUGGGAGGACUAUGAGGAGCCGGAGGUACCCCAGUUUGAUGUAACUAUUGCCAUGCCUCAACUGAAGAUAUUGAAAAAUGUUGUGGAUAAGAUGAAGAACCUUAGCAAUUAUGUGAUUCUCUCAGCAAAUCAAAAUGGAGAAAUGAAAUUGAUGGUUGAAACUGACAUGGUGUCAGUUUCCACUCAUUUCAGAGACCUGGUGAAUCCCGUCAACAAAGACAGAGUCCCAAGCUCACAGAGCAGUGAUGCCCCCGAGCCUGAUCCUCAUCAGUUUGCUGAGGCCCGCAUUGACAUCCGCAAGUUUGCUCAGUUUCUAACUGGACAACAAGUCAACCCAACUAAAGUAAUCUGUAAUAUUGCGAAGAAAAAAGUUGUUCACUUUUUUCUUCUACAUGAUGAUGUGUCUUUACAAUAUUUUAUGCCAGUCGUUUCAUCCUAGCAAAAUUGUAUCUGUCUAUGAGAAAUAAAUAAUUUAUGUU
This is a messenger RNA of Magallana angulata, 1128 nucleotides long. Its product is annotated as checkpoint protein HUS1-like. Gene Ontology annotation, biological process: mitotic intra-S DNA damage checkpoint signaling; meiotic DNA integrity checkpoint signaling; nucleotide-excision repair. The coding region runs from base 225 to 1088 and encodes 287 amino acids. The transcript has 8 exons. The record is from RefSeq and is a predicted model, not a curated record. Gene Ontology annotation, cellular component: checkpoint clamp complex; nucleolus; site of double-strand break. Lineage: Eukaryota; Metazoa; Mollusca; Bivalvia; Ostreida; Ostreidae.